CUACGUGGCUAACUGGCUAGUUGGACUUGUGAGUUUAAUUCAUAAGAACUGCUCAUGUUUUCCAUUAGUCAGCGUUCGGACGCGGUCGUAUCGACAGCUGUUUGGGUUGUUGGGUUUCCAACGUCCUUUGAAUAGAUAUCUAGUUUUAAUAAAAAUGUAAGAAACGCCUGGCUGACAGCUCAUUAAUAUAACUAACUAGCUACCUAAGUGUGACCUGAGAAACGUGGGUCGUGCCCGGCCGUUAUUGUUGGAAAAUGUUAGAUGGGCGCCGCUACUGAGAGAGGUCCAGUUUGAAGCGGACAGUUCCGACGACGUAACUUGGACUUAACACAGUUGGCUAGUCCGCCGUCGUUUUUUCUGUUGGCUUAGUAAACUAAUAAGAUAAACUUAACUAUCUACGGCGGCUGAGCUGUUUUAUUAUAUGCCUUUUGGUUAAUUAGUCAGCAUAACGAUACUGUAGCGCGGCGAUCGCUAAAGCUAUGAUGCUAUUGGACUCUGACUACAACUAGCGUCCAGAUUGAGGCGUUAAAUGAUUUGGAUGAACUAUAGCUACAUAACCGUAUUAGUAACCCUUCUACCUUUUAGUAUGCUAUUGGUGCACCCCAUCGGUUGGUACUUUAGCUUGAUAGCAGAUGGGUUCUGUUUUUAAUGUAAUGUCAGUUUUCCUUGGCUAGAGAUUUUUGCAGUUUCCAUUACUACCUGGUGAAUCGUUAAGGGUCAAUAAACACUGUCAUCAUUUUCCAUGAAAGGUAGUAUAUAGUGUAAGUUUAUUGGAGGAAACCAUAUAAUGGUAUUUUGAAAGACAGGUGUAAAAAAUAUUUAGAUGUGCUUUGUUGCUGUGUGUGGUCCAUCUUAAAGGUAACGUCAUUUUGCACUUCCAGUGCAAGUUUUGAAGUGUGUGCAUAAUACGUGUGGCAGACAAUUCUCUGCCUCUCUGAUUUGCUUUGCAAAGUGUGGUGCCGAAGCUAACAUGUAUGAAGUCUCCCCCAUUGAGGAGUGACGUCAGUACCUUAUGUGUGCAGCUACCUCCCAAAAACGGGUGUGAAGAUGGUGGUACCUGAGAACGGAACUGCGGUCCAGCAAGCAGAUAAUGGUGAAUCGAGCAGUUUGGGGGAGACCCCGCAGGCUGGAUUUGGCACAGAGCAGGACACGGAUGGGAAGGAGCUUGAGGAGGUGCGCAAGCUUCAGGAACUGGUGCGAAGACUGGAGGUUCAAAAUCAGACACUGCGCAACAGAGGUGGCAGGGCUAACAGCAACUUAAGAGCAGCUAGCAAUAUUAAUGCCAGGACUGCCACUGAGGAGGUGACUACCUCCCCACUCGUUUUGGAAGACCAUGUCAAACUCGGCAGCAGAGACUUGGAGCCAUCACCUCGGCCGGACAGCAACAGUAGUAGCAACGACAGCAGUAGAGAUGUGUCCCCCCUCCCAGAUACCUGUAGGUUAGAGGAUGAGGAGGAAGGGGUACAUGAGGGGCACCUUUUGAGCUGUGGGUAUGUGGCCGUACCCUGCGGUAGAACGCCAGGAGGAACAUUGUGUCGAACUGUGGACUCUGUAGGCCCUGAGGCUCCUGGUGGGUCAGACACAGGAGCGAAUCUGUCUGCUCUAGAUGAGGUGGAGGUGCUCAACCUGGAGGAAUAUGAUGAGAUGGAAGAAGAAGACAGCUGGUUGUAUGUGUCUCCGAAGAAGCAGGUUUUGGCAGAGGAGAGGCCAGAGUCUCCUCUAAAAUGGUGUAGAAAGGUGUUGGAUCACCCCAGCCCAGAGACUGAAGUGGCCUGCCGCAUGCUUAUCAACCGCCUGGACCAAACCACCCGAUGGAGGAACAUAUAUAGCAGCCCCUCUCAGACUGUGGGGCCAGCCUCGGAGUCUGGCCCCGGCACUGCCUUACUGUCGCCUGGGUACCACAAAACAACUAACAAAACACUACUAACCUGUGGCAGCUCAGGUCAUAUGGGCAUGCACUCCGCCUUAAGCUCACAGUCAUCUAUAGACAGUGAGUUGAGCACCUCAGAUGAUUCCAUCUCCAUGGGAUACAAGCUGCAGGACUUGACCGAUGUUCAGAUUAUGGCUCGGCUGCAGGAAGAAAGCCUCAGGCAGGAUUACGCCUCCAGCUCGGCCUCAGUGUCACGCCGCAGCUCCAGUGCUUCCCUGCAGUCCUUGCGCCGGGGCACGUACAGCGACCAGGAGUUUGAUUCCUACAGCCUGGAGGAUGAGGAAGAUGGCUGCUUCUCCCUGCCCCAACGCCUACAUCGCUACUCCCCCUCCCCGCUGAGCUCGCCCCGCUGCCAGUCUCCCAACACCCUGGCAGAGUAUAGCCGCCUGAGUGCCCAGCGUACCCGCACCCCUCGGCGCUCCUUACAGGGCCCCGGCUCCGAGCUUCUCGCCUUUGCUCAAACCGAGGAUGAGUUAAGGCACAGCAUGCCCAACCUGGCACCACGCACCAGCCUCCGCUCUCUCGAGGCAGUGAGGAAUAGCCGUAGCAUGGAAGCCAACCUGCAGAGUCCAGGCAACCGGAUGUCCCGCCUGCCCCACUCCUCCAGUAUAGGUGUGUCUUCCACAAGGCUACGUAGCAAUGGUCAGUCUCCCCUGUCUCUCCGCACCCCUGUGAAAGCUUUGAGCCCAGUAGGCACAAUGACAGGAGUGCGGCAACCACAGAGGACUCACACCAUGACUCAGGAGGGACCCUUGGCCGGCACGCACAGGGGCCAGUCAGCAGGCCCUUCCAGUUGCGGAGCUUCGUCAGCCGCUCGGCUUACUACUGUGACAAAUAGAAGUGCACCAGGCCGGGCACGUAGCUCACUGGGAGGGCCUGCGGCUGCAUCUCGAGGAAGACUCGCCCAACCCAGCAGGAGGUCUCUAGGGUUGACAAAAUCGUGCAGACCUGUCGCCGAUGAGUCAUGGAAGGAUGGCUGUUACUGAGCCCUAAGAAUUCCUGUCAAUCCGUUUGUCACAACACCAACUUACUGCCUCCCAACAGCAGAUCCCCAGCAGGCUGGGAAACUGGCUGCUCCACACUUCAUGAAGGACAAGUCAUGGAAUUAACAUGGCCAGAACAGACUCUUUGGAAGAGUCAUUCAGUGAUGCAGAGACUAGAGACUGACAAAAUGGCCGCCAGAUUGCAUCGUUCUGACAUGUUGGAGUGAUUGUUAAAGUUGAAGUAGUGCAAGUUGUGACGUUUAGGUUGUUUUUAAUUCUAUGUUUUUCAUAGGCUAUCAAAAUAAUAUACAUUUACCAUGAUGAUUUAUGUAAAUUUUGUUUGCAUACAAUGUUCUAAUCAUAAAUGGACAUAUAUCUUUAUGGCAUUGUAAGAAUAUUGCAUCUCGCCCUUUUUGGGUUUUCAGAAAUGAAGGAAAAUGUGGGGGGGGGGUCUUUUACCAUGGCUAUCUGUGUUUUCCGACAGUACAAUAUCUUGUAAACUAAUUUCAACUGAUUUUUUUAAUGAUGAUGCUGACAUUUACUUCAUAAAUCUGCAUUAAGUUAUAACAGUGCAAAAGCCUGGUUCUGGUACUUAAAACACCUGUUUAGUGCUUCAUGGUUUGGUAUUAAAUGUGUUGGUUUUUGAUAUAGCAAUAAUCACAUUACAGCAAUUUGAAGAUGCACAAAAUGUAAGCUCAAAUGGCAACUGACAAUUAAAACUUACUGUAAAUGCAGUUUUU
Brienomyrus brachyistius is the source of this 3653-nucleotide messenger RNA. RefSeq names its product SLAIN motif-containing protein-like. NCBI's taxonomy places the organism in Eukaryota, Metazoa, Chordata, Actinopteri, Osteoglossiformes, Mormyridae. Bases 1048 to 2916 code for a protein of 622 amino acids. Gene Ontology annotation, cellular component: microtubule plus-end. The transcript is spliced from 9 exons. The record is from RefSeq and is a predicted model, not a curated record. Gene Ontology annotation, biological process: microtubule nucleation; cytoplasmic microtubule organization; positive regulation of microtubule polymerization.